CCGGUUUCGCCUGCCCAAAAUUGUGCAAACCAUUGGAGAACUAAGGUUUGGUUUAGGAGUUCCAGCAAGCAAAAAGGCGGCUCCGAGCUAUCUCAAAACUACCGAGAGAGUGUUUAUGUAUAGUAGUCGAUGGAAGAAGAGGGAGGUCAAAAGAAAGGACAAACAAUUGUUGGGCAUGGCGGGACAGACCGAGAACAAGCGCUGUGAAGCGAGGCAGCGAGACAGCGAAAAGCCGUGUUUGCGCGUGUUUUUUUUUUACAGUAGCCAAGCUGGGUGAGAUUAUCGAUCGGUAGUAAGUUGAGCGAUAAUGAUAAAUCAUAAUUAAUAUUACUAUAGCGUGGAUCAUAGGCGUUACUGAACUAUAUAUAUAUAUAUAUAUAUACACAACAGAGACACACAAACCAGAUCCCCUACCAUGAUAUGAUAGAUAGCGUUUAGAGCCAAAUGUUCGCAGAUCAACUAUUUAUAUGAUUCAAACACAGUUAUUAAAAAGAAAACAACAAUGUAACAGAUGGAAACAGAAACAAAUCAAGCGUGUUGUUUGCGUAGCUAAAGCUAUCACAAAACUCAUCCGUGAUCGAGAAAAGAAAAUUAUAAGAUUUUUUAUAAGAUUAUAAGAUUUGGAAAAACGCCACAGAAGAUUGUUGACCAGCGUAGCAUAAACGCUGCAUGGGCAUGUUUAGCUCCAUCAAGUUCCCCUCCCUGUCACAGCCUCCGAACAUGUAUACACCUUGGUCGGCUGGCAAAGGGCUGGUUUGAAGGAUUGUGCAUCGCAGCAGGCUUUGAAUUACAGUUGAAAAAUGUUCACCUGAAGUGCGUUUUUGGUUCCCGUGCUUGGUCACUUUCUGUUCGCUGCUUGACUAGUACGGUCGCGUUCUGUCUGGUGCUGGUGCUAGUGUGCAAAGUAGAAGAUACGAGUGACCCAAGUGACGCCAUUGUGUGGAGAAACUAGCAAGUGUUUCUAAAUUACGAGACGGUUAGAAUCUGCGUGUGUGCGCACUAUCUUUUUUGUCCCUCGGUUCUUGAUCGAACAGCUUCGCGUUUGCCCAACGCUUUCUAACAAGCGCGAGUCAAAUUACAUCGUAUCGGGACCGGUAGUGGGUUACACCGGCGACAACUGUUGCUCCACCGCACGACAGAUUUUGGCUCUUUCUGUACGAGCGGAACAGAAAUCGAGCUUGAAAAUAUGCCGUACAAGGGCCUCCACAGCUCGCGCGCACCACGGUUUCGCCGUAGCGCUAAGACGUUUCGCCGGCCGGCCCAGGGCUGUGGUGAAAGUAACGCGCCGGAGCAGCAAAACGACGGUUUGCAGCCGUCGGGGACGGCGGUGCAGUCGCCAACGCUGGGGACUGAUUUGGAUUCGCGACCGCCGGUGCCAUCGACGAGCGGUACGCCAUCGGCAGGUAGCAGCGUGGAUCCGUGUCAUGAAGCCGUCGACGAUGCGGAUUCGGACUCGGAAUCUGAGGGGGAACAGAUGAAACUUCACGUUCCGCCAUCGGCGCAGGAGACGUCUUUCCCGUUGGCAGCCGCACAGGAUCCGUUUAUGUCGCUGGCUUUUGCUAGCAGCGAUGAGUAUUUCUCCAAUACACUGGGGCAACUACCGAGUUUGAGCCGAACGUACCGCGACAGCAAACAGCCAUGGAUGGUCAUUACGGAUAAGCCACAGGGACCGCUACUAGACGAUGGCGAUAAGAACUGGAUGUGGAAGCAAUACGACGAAUUGUCGACUUCGGGAACGGUUUCGCCAACGCUGGGAACGGUUGAGCUAGCGCAGGAGAUGGUUGAGGCUACGUCGGAUACCAUAAAGCCAGAGAUGGUUGAGUGUAAGUCGGAGAUGGUUGAUGAUACAUUGGAAAUAGUGGAGCCUACAGUUGAGCCUAUGUCGGAGACUAUUGAGACGGAGAUGGGUAAGCCUGAAUCGGAUAUGUUUCAUGAUACAUCAGAAAAAAUUGAGCCUAUGUCGGAGCCACUGGAAACAUUUGAAUCUACAGUUGGGCCUAUGUCGGAGAACAUUGAGCCGGGUAUGGUCGAGCGUAAGUCGGAGAUGGCAGAGCAUACACAGGAAAUAAUCAACCUUACAAUUGAGUCUAUGUCGGAAACCAUUGAGCAGGAGAUGUUUGAUGAUACAUCAGAAAUAGUUGAGCCUACAGUUGAGCCUAUGUUGGAGACUAUUGAGCCGGAGAUGGCUAUGUCUGAAUCGGAAAUGUUUGGUGAUACAUCAGAAAUAGUUGAGCCUAUGUCGGAGCCACUGGAAACAUGUGAAUCUACAGUUGAGCCUAUGUCGGAGACUAUUGAGACGGAGAUGGGUAAGCCUGAAUCGGAGAUGUUUGAUGAUACAUCAGAAAUAGUUGAGCCUACAGUUGAGCCUAUGCCGGAGACUAUUGAGCCAGAAAUGGCUAUGACUGAAUCGGAGAUGUUUGAUGAUACAUCAGAAAUAAUUGAGCCUACAGUUGAGCCUAUGUCGGAGCCACUGGAAACACUAGAGUCUACAGUUGAGCCUAUGUCGGAGAACAUUGAGCCGGGUAUGGUCGAGCGUAAGUCGGAGAUGGCAGAGCAUACACAGGAAAUAAUAGACCUUACAGUUGAGUCUAUGUCGGAAACCAUUGAGCAGGAGAUGUUUGAUGAUACAUCAGAAAUAGUUGAGCCUACAGUUGAGCCUAUGUCGGAGAACAUUGAGCCGGAGUUGGCUAUGUCUGAAUCGGAAAUGUUUGGUGAUGCAUCAGAAAUAGUUGAGCCUAUGCCGGAGCCACUGGAAACAGAGUCUAUGUCGGAGCCACUGGAAACAUGUGAAUCUACAGUUGAGCCUAUGUCGGAGACUAUUGAGACGGAGAUGGGUAAGCCUGAAUCGGAGAUGUUUGAUGAUACAUCAGAAAUAGUUGAGCCUACAGUUGAGCCUAUGUCGGAGAACAUUGAACCAGGGAUGGUUGAGUGUAAGUCGGAGAUGGUUGAGCAUACUCCGGAAAUAGUUGACCAUACAGUUGAGCCUAUGGCAGAGAUCGCUGAGCCUAAGUUGGAGAUGUUUGAGGCAAAGCUGGAGACAGUUGAGCCUACACAGGGUACGGUGCAGUCUACGCUUAGAACGGUUUCUUCAGCGUCGUGUCUCGUUGAGUCUAAGUUUGACUCAACGUAUAUUCCACCGCCGUGGACGGGUUUUUCCGAGUUAGGGACAGAUUUGCUAACGUCGGGAACGGUUCCGCCACCACCAUGGUUAACGGUGAACGAAUUAUGCGAUGACGUAAUAUCCGUCCACGGGUCAGACUCGGAGACGGAUACGACCGGAAAGCUUCCGUUGAAAGAACUGAUGGAGCUGGACGAUCCGCUACAGGUCCCGGAACCGUCUCAGUCGAUGGUCACCACCCGCAGCAAGUCGGCUGUACGCAAGUGCAAGACGUCAUCGACGCGCACAGUAUGCGAGGACGUAAUAUCCGUCCACGGGUCAGACUCGGAGACGGAUACGACCGGAAAGCUUCCGUUGAAAGAACUGAUGGAGCUGGACGAUCCGCCACAGGUCCCGGAACCGUCUCAGUCGAUGGUCACCACCCGCAGCAAGUCGGCUGUACGCAAGUGCAAGACGUCAUCGACGCGCACAGUAUGCGAUGACGUAAUAUCCGUCCACGGGUCAGACUCGGAGACGGAUACGACCGGAAAGCUUCCGUUGAAAGAACUGAUGGAGCUGGACGAUCCGCCACAGGUCCCGGAACCGUCUCAGUCGAUGGUCACCACCCGCAGCAAGUCGGUUGCUGCGGUACCGUCGAAGACAACUCGCAAAUUCAAGACGUCAUCGACGCGCACGGCGAACCAACCGGCCGGCCCGAUACAGCUGUCGGAGGCGGGGCGCGUGCGCCGCCUACCCCCACCGUCGGCAAAGCAACGGUUUCAAGCGAAGCUCGCCCGCGAACGCUCGCUCUGCCGCAGCCCUCCCCUCCCCCGGCGACGCAGAAUUGAAGUGGUGCUGCCGCUGCCGCCGCCCUCCGACGAAGAGGAAAGCGAGGCAGAGGACGAGGGACAAUCGAAACCGUAGGGGAUGUUAUCGAACAUCCGGGGGGUGUUGUUACAAUACUAGACAUUAGAGGUAGAGCAGAAACAAUUGCAAAUUUUCUCGAAGCGCCUCGCAAAACUGCAAAACUGCGCCGGCCAUUUUCCCGAACGCUUUCGGUAGCGUUUGAGCGGCAGAUUAACUUAUUAUUGUUUUAUACUUAGACAGGCGACCACUCGCAUUAUUUAUUACUGAUGAACUAAAACACCAACACAAGCGCGCGCCCAACAAUGUGGCCUCGCCAGAGAGAGAGAGAGAGAGAGAGAGAGAGAGAGAGAGAGAGAGAGAGAGAGAGAGAGAGCAAAUUGUUCGAUAGAGAGACAUAUAAAAUAAUUUUAUUAGUUCCAUAUAAUGUUACAUUCCUCCGGGUUCGUACUGUUGCUGUUGGUUGAGUUUUUUUAAACACACUUACACCGCCAAUAUGAAUAGUAUAUAUAUAUGUAUAUAUAGAUGGUAUAUAGGUAUCUGUUUUCCCCCGUGCCCAAAUUUUCCGAUGAGCGCACUUUGUGCGGCAUUGCAAUUUGAAUUCCAACUAGAAUGCGUGCU
This is a messenger RNA of Anopheles merus, 4582 nucleotides long. RefSeq names its product protein clarinet-like. The record is from RefSeq and is a predicted model, not a curated record. Bases 1187 to 4021 code for a protein of 944 amino acids. Lineage: Eukaryota; Metazoa; Arthropoda; Insecta; Diptera; Culicidae. The transcript is spliced from 12 exons.